AUUUUCUUACAACAUAAAAGCUUGCAUUUGCACCCUCUCUCUUAACAUCCAAUCUUCUCUCUCUCUAAAAGUAAGAAGAAGAAGAAGACAAACUUACUCUCAGAUCCUUCUAUUCUCCAACCCAGAAGAAAAAGAAAAAAAACUAUAUACACGCUCCACAAAUGUUGCUUCUUCCUUCUUCAAUUCCUCUUUUUUCUUUCUAAAUUUCAGGUAUACAAAUAUUACCAUUUGAUUUUCAAUUUUCUUUUUUGAUUUGUGUAAUAAAUGAGGUGUAAAAAGCACCUUUCUGACCUGAGCAGCAGCGUUGGCGUCUGCGCUACUUGUCUCCGUGAACGGCUAUUUGGGCUUAUUGCGGCCCAGGCUCAAGCCCAAGCCCGAGCCCACGUUCAUCAGCAGCUGUUUGAAGAGGAUCACCGGAAAUCCGAUGGCAAUCCACCGCCGUUGGUGUUUCCUCGGUCUGUUUCGCCGUAUAUUUCUCACCGGAAAUCUGAUACUACACCGUGGCAACAAUUCCAUCACAAUUCGCUUCCGUCUAUUAUUCCAGAUCAAAGAUUUUACAGUACUCCACAAGUUGGACCCAACGGAACUGUAAUUGCUGCUGGUCCUGGUCCUGGUCCUUAUAAGAAGAAGAAAGGUUAUGCUAGAUUUUUCUCAGGUCUGUUUAGAUCCAAAACGGAGAAACUAGAUUCCGAUCCUAGGGUGAGCGAUGCUUCUUCACCGUCGUGGUUCUCGACGAUGUUCUCUGGUCGUCGUAAAAAGCAGUCACGCACGUUCUCUUUAGAAGAAUCGACGAUCGGAGGUCAUCAUCAUCGGAGGACAACGUGUCGUAACCGCGAUCGGGGAAUGUCUCCUGCGCGAUAUUCGGAUGACGAUGAAGAAGAGGAGCAUUACGGUGGAGGAUCAAGCGGGUACUCAUCGGAGUCAUCGAAACAGACUCCGAGGAGAACACCAGCAGCUCAAAUAGGCCGGCGAGGGAAAGCCAGUCAUAAUAGGAACAUUACUGGAAUGACGUUUUGCUUGAGUCCAUUAGUGCGUGCGAGUCCGAGCAGAAAUUGGAACCAGAAGGGAAUGCCGCCUGAAAUGGUGUUUUCCGGCGAGAUAAGAGUACAAGCGAAACCUCACCUCUCAACAGCGACCUCGUUUUGUAAGAACAGAUCAAGAAAGCUUGCUGAUUUCGGCAGGUUCAAUCCCAACCGCUGAUUUCACUGACCGUUGACAUUUGACCAAUUCGACACAAUUGUGAUCAUAGUAAAGUGCAAGUACGGUUUUGCCCUUAUUUGCUCCCGUCUUUUUUCAUUUAUGUGCAAUUCCACAAAAUACAAAGGAAAAAGUAAUCAAAGUAUUUUAUCUAUUUUUUUUUUCCAUUUAUGUAACUUGUUUUCCCCACGUGGAUUAUCCUAUUACCCCACCCAGUUUCCCACAUUUGUCAAAGAACAAAACUUAAGAACAAAACUUAGUGGAUUGGGUGGGGGUUAAGGAAAAUGGUGGAUGGUGUUCCCCAUUUAGUUUUCAGUGUUAGAUAGGCUACAAGUUAGUGUUUUUUGAUUAGUGAACAGUGCGAGACCCUGUGUAAAAUUAUGGGCUAUAUAUUGUUGCGUUUGUCUUGGUAAAAAGAGAGAUUAUUCAACAUAUUUUUAUUUUA
Molecule: messenger RNA, 1642 nt
Organism: Lycium ferocissimum
Lineage: Eukaryota; Viridiplantae; Streptophyta; Magnoliopsida; Solanales; Solanaceae
Exons: 1
Coding region: 265-1200 (311 amino acids)
Source: RefSeq, a predicted model, not a curated record